AUGGCGGUCCUCAAGCUCCCACCUUCUGAAACCCAAAAGGUACAACCCACGAAGCGUAGAAGAAAGCAUCACCCACAGAACCCUAAACUGAAACAACAGCAUUCUUCAUCAUCAACAUCAUCAUCAUGGGACCAAAUCAAGAAUCUGUUGAAGUGUAAACAGAUGGAUGUUGGCGGGUCGGAUCAGAAGGUUCAAGACCCGGUGAGGAACCCUAAUGGGUAUUCGAAGUUGAGUUCUUGUGGCUCCAUAUGCAAUUUCAGGGAUGUUGCUAAUGGGAAUACCAGGGUUGUUCAUAGGGCUGAUAACUCGCCGGAGAGUAGCACCGUCGGUCAAGAUUCCGGCCUCCUCAGAAGGAAGAAACACGUCAGCAAUAAUGGUGCAUCUUCUUCUUCUUCUAGGUCUUUGACGGGUUCAGUCAGAUCCAACACUCAUGGGAGUUACACGUCAUCUUCCCGAGGCAUUCAAUUGAGGAAGCUUUCUGGGUGCUACGAAUGCCACGCCAUUGUCGAUCCUGCAAGGCAUGUAAUUCCAAGAAGUACAAUUUGUGUAUGUUCUGAAUGUGGAGAAGUGUUCCCCAAAAUGGAAAGCUUGGAACAUCAUCAAGCUGUUCGGCAUGCUGUGUCGGAGCUCGGACUCGAAGAUUCGGGUCGAAACAUUGUGGAGAUAAUAUUCAAGUCCAGCUGGCUGAACAAGGACCAUCCGAUCUUCACCAUCGAACGGAUUCUAAAAGUCAACAACACCCGUCGGACCAUCCAACGUUUCGAGGACUGUCGUGACACCGUCAAGAUCCGAGCCAACGUCACCGCCACCGCCUCCCGCUGCGCAGCCGACGGCAACGAGCUCCUCCGCUUCCACUGCACCACACUCGGCUGCUCUCUCGGGUCCCACGGGUCAUCCAGUCUCUGCGGAUCCGUCCCUGGGUGCGGCGUGUGCACCAUCAUCCGUCACGGUUUCCAAAACCCAAAAUCCUGUGAAGGUGGUGGAAGGAAAGGGGUGUGCACGACCGCGAGUAGUGGUAGAGCACACGACUGUCUAGGGGUUGGGGCCCGUGGAGUAAAGGCCAUGCUGGUAUGUCGAGUGAUUGCAGGAAAGGUGAAGCGUGUGGCGGAGAAGACGGAGGCGGAGGAGGAAGGAGGACCGUACGAUUCGAUGGCCGGGCAUCCCGGGUUAUACUCGAAUCUUGAGGAGUUGUACGUUUGUAAUCCGAGGGCCAUACUUCCCUGUUUUGUUGUUAUCUACAAGACAAUGGAAAGUUGAUGUCAUCUUUUUUUAAUUAA
Cynara cardunculus var. scolymus (artichoke) is the source of this 1277-nucleotide messenger RNA. RefSeq lists its product as uncharacterized. The coding region runs from base 1 to 1257 and encodes 418 amino acids. The transcript is spliced from 3 exons. The record is from RefSeq and is a predicted model, not a curated record. NCBI's taxonomy places the organism in Eukaryota, Viridiplantae, Streptophyta, Magnoliopsida, Asterales, Asteraceae.